UUCUACAAGAUGGCCUGUGUCAUAGAUGAGGACCUUAUAAAUAUGUCUCACUGUUCAGAAAAUGGCCUCUCUUUGCUUGGGUACCAUCUAUGCAACUAUAGCCUGACCAAAAAUGUGUUUAAAAUGGUUGCCUACCAGAAGUCCUAUGAGAAGAGCACUUCCUGUGGAGGAUGGAUACCGUGGAUGCUGUGUCCCCGGACGUACUACAAAACACAGUAUCAUCCUGUUGAACUUCCUGAAACUGUCGUUUUUACAGAUUGCUGUGAAGGAUAUGAGCAAGUUGGACUCUACUGCUCUUUAGCACUCAAUAGAUCCAGAGUAUUUGCCUCAAGACCUGGUAUUUGUCCAGUGGAGAAUGUGGAAACAUCUGAUUACCCUUGCACGUUUGAUACUGAAUGUCCAGGGCUUAAAAAAUGCUGCAACUCAUCCAAAGGAUCAAGCUGUGUGGAUGCAAUGCCAGAGGGAAGCACAUUCUGGUACAACGUGACAGUACUUGUGAAAAUGGAUUUUAAUCAAUUAAUCAGAGUUGACUCCCACUUUCUGAAUCAUUCACGCCUUUUGCACUCCAUGAUUACUGGUGCACUACUGCCCUUGAAUGCCUCUGUGCACCAUAUCCAGAGUAACCCUGCAGAGGUAUAUGCUGGGACAGUGACCUCUCAGGUUCUCGUUGGACUGCGUCAGGCAGCUCCACUAGUGGAGGUUUCUUCUUCCUUGAAGGACAUUGUGAAGCACGUGUAUGAAGUGAUUGACAUAGAAGUGCAAGAUGUCAAUGAAUGUUCCUAUGCUGAAUUCAAUGCUUGUCCCAAGAAAAAUACCUGUGUAAAUCUGGAGGGUUAUUACAUCUGCGCCCCUCAGCAUGCACAUGUAGAUAUCAUGCAGCACCAGCUCAGCCAAAGAAAAGAAGGCAUGGCAGUAUCUACUCCAGGUUCAGCACUGGAUCUCAUUAACACAAGCAAUAGCUCUCUGUCUAUAAGCAAUUCAAGUCUCUUGUCCUUCACUAACCAAUCCUCAGGUGCUGGAUGCUUAAAUCCCUCAGCAGUUAGAAACCACCGAGUCAUCAGUGUCACCAGCAACAGUUUUGAAAUGUCCUGGCACGUCACUUCUACUCUGAACCAUACUUUCCAAAUCCAAGUGUUCAAGGGCAAAGAGACUGUACAAAACCUGAAGACAGAGGAAAUGAAAAUGGAAGUGUCUCAUCUGGAAGCAGGUGUGAUGUAUUCCGUAGAGGUCAGCUAUGAAACCUGUGCAAGCCCCAGCAUCUCCCGUCAAAACGUUAAAACAGAAGCCAAGGUAUUUGGUGUUACACUGAGAAUUCUCAACUACAACUUCACUGAAGAUUUCCAUAAUGCCAGCAGCUCAGCAUAUGAAGAAUUCUCAAGACUGUUACUUACAGAGCUUGAAAAUUCAUUUCCACCCAACAUUUCUGCUUUAUACAAAUCUGGGAAGCUGAAAGUGGAGAUGGAAUCCCUGCAAGCUGGAAGCAUCAUUGCGAAGCUCAGAAUCACUGUGCAGGAUCCCGAGUUUCCAGUCGAUGCCUCCACAUUUGCCCCAGUGCUUUCUUACCUACACAAUGAAUCUACACUUAUGGUGGAUGAACAAAACUCUGCAGUAGGAGACUGGGAUGAAUGUGCUUCUCACACCGAGAAUGACUGCUCUGUGUUUGCAGAGUGUAUCAAUUUGAUGGGCUCAUACCUGUGCAGAUGCAAGACAACCAUGGAUACUAAUCCAUCCCGACCUGGAAGAAACUGUGAGGGUGAGAUUGUGGACCCUCUCACUGAAACAAUGGCUCCUGAAAUAACAAACAGCACAGCAAUUUCUCCAAAAGAAGUAAGCCCUGUAGGCCAUGCUUCCCCUGCCACCACUGAGAUAGUGGCUGCUGUAGACUCUGAGAUGACUACUGCCAUACAUGGCCCUGUCACACUGCCCCUGGAUGACAAGCAGGUGUCUCACAGUCAUUCUCCCACCAUUGCUCCUGCAGCUUCUUGGAAAGAAGGUCUAACACCAGAGAUGGACUUUGGCAGCAACAGUACUCCCAGAGCUGCAGGACUCACAACCAGUACGGAACUGGCCAUGAGUACAGAGCAGCAGGAGUCUGUAAGUCCAUCACAGCAAAGCUCUAUGGCAGAGGCUUCUCCCAGUGCAUCACAGCCAGUGUCUGCCAUCACAAAUGCACUCAUAGGCACAGCUGAUCCAGAGCAACUCAGUACACCAUCACUGGUGUUUCUGAAUCAAACAGCCCCUGCUAACACCAGAAGUCACAAAGCUUUUGAUGUGCCUAAAGCCAGCUCUCAAAGUGGCCCCAGUACAGCUCUGCCACCCACAGGGGGUGCUGGUAUUCCCACCCUCAAUGCCACUCUCACAGCAUAUGUAGAGAUGGAAAGAGAGAACAACUCUUGGUCUGAGACAUACUCUGCAGCUCUGGAGUCACAAACAUUGUCAAGCACCUCUCAAGCUCCCAUCCCAACUCCAGGCCCAGCCACGGACCGCACUGUCCAGAAGCUUAGUGGCACAGUACGGAUAACAAAUGUGAAAUUCUCUUCGGGCUUUAGCAAUACAAGCAGUGAGGAGUACCAGACUUUCGCACAGCUCUUUGUUGAUGAAGUACAUAAAUCUCUUCCUCUUGAGGUUGUUCAGCAGAUGGAUGCUGGUCUAAUUAAAGUGAGGAUAAUGGGUAUUACUAAUGGGAGCACAGUGGUAAGUUUCAAUUUACUGAUUGCAGGAGAUAUGGAUAUCUACUACAUCAUCACCACUUUUCAUGAUGCCUUUGAACACAGCUCCUAUUUCACAGUUGACAAGAACAGUCUCUCCAUAAACGAUUAUGAUGAGUGCCAAAGUGAAGAAGAUGACUGUUCCCCAGAUGCAUCCUGCCAUAACACAGUUGGGUUUUACCAGUGCAGCUGCAAUGAAGGAUUUGCUGAUGUGCAUCCAGAAAGGCCUGGAAGAAGCUGUGAAGCAUUUCCUAUCAGCCAGAAGGCAACAGUGACAGAUAAGAAAACUGCGCACAACACAGCUUCACCUGUGACACCUUUGCAAACUUCAACUCAUGUUUCUUCUCCUGAUUCACUGGACUUCUCUACUACUGAGCAUAAAGCUCUAGGAAACACCACGUUGCUGCCUCCUCUCAUGGUGGAUCCUGUGUCAGCCCAUGAUGUUUCUCCUCAAGUGUCUCCUGCCCCCCUCACUAAACCUGCCCAGGUGGUUUCCAUCAAAGAUGCAGUAACUGUGUCUUGUGAAAUUGAGAAGAUCAUCCUUGCUAUCCAGAAGAGAUUUUUACAGCAAGAGUCUAUCCCCGAAGCCUCCCUGUACCUGGGAAAGCCUCACUGCAAUGUGAGCUUUAGCAACAGCACUCACGUUGUGCUGCAGGCAGGCUGGAGCGACUGUGGCACUGAGGUUGAUACUAACAUGACUGAUACCAUAGUGAAAACCAUCCUUAGGAACGACAAUUCUGCUCAGGGAGUAAUCCACCACUUGAAAGUUUCCAGUCCUGUUCACUGCAUGUUUCAAAACGAUCUCUUGACUUCCUCUGGAUACACUGCAGAAGGACUUUACACCAUCUUUGAGGAUUUGCAUGGAUCUGGACACUUCAGAACAGAAAUGCAGUUGUUUAUUGGAAACUCCCCAAUACCAAAAAAUUUCAGUGUCUCUGCCAGUGAUGAUGUCUUGAUUGAAGUGGGUAUCCAGAGAUCAGACAGCAAGCUCAAGGUGGUCCUCACUGACUGCUGGGCAACUCCAACUAAUAAUUCAGAAGAUCCCCUCUCAUUCACUUUUAUCAGCAACAGCUGUCCCAUCCCAAAUACAUACACCACACUGCUAGAAAAUGGGAAUUCAAGCAAAGCACAGUUUAAGAUGAAAAUUUUUUCCUUUGUCAACAAUUCUGUGGUUUACUUACACUGCAAAAUCCGUAUUUGUAUGGAGACCCCAGGAAGCACCUGCAGGACAAGAUGCCAUGCAGUUCGAUCCCUGAGAGCUGGAGAAACCAUUGCUAUGCACAGAACAUCCUGGGGACCUCUGUGUGAAUCACCUGCAUCUGAUUUGAAGAGAGAGAAAGAGGCUGGGAUGGGAGUUGGAUACAUCACUCUCAUUACCUUUGCUGUGCUUGGUUUUGUGCUGGGAGUUGUGAGCCUUCUCAUUUUCCUGUACCAGCGAAAGAUGGGGCAAUACAACUUCAGAAUCAAGUCUGACAACUUCAGCUAUCAAGUAUUCUAUGAUUAGUGAUUUCCAGGUUACCAGAUUUGGAUCAUGUCUCAUCACAUGGACAACUGAAGCUUGUCUUCAAUCAGCAUUUGGCUUUCUUUACUCUUCGCAAUGGUGGUCAUGACUGGAGAAACGCUGACUCUUCCAAGUGAAUGUUGCAUAUGAAAGGCUUCUAUCCACCCCCUGCCCCCUUUAUGUAUUAUCUUUUCUUCCAGUCUGGCUUUUUCCAUAGUAUUGUUACUGCAGCUUCAGGAUGAAGUGAAUUUUGGCAGAUUUUUAUCCUUUGGAUAAAAUAGAAGGGGAAAAAAGGGAAAGAUUUCAUAAUUGUCUAUUUAAGUUCCAAGAUUUGUGUCUCCCACUCUGCCACACUGCUAUCUGCACAUCUUAGUGUCACUUAGUGUUAAUAUUGAGAAGCUGAAUGUUUCUCUAUUCCAGGAAGUAAAGCAGAAAACACUCAGAGAGAUCUCAUUUUUAAUUUGUAAUUCACUAUUUACAUAAGGCGAGGUUGAAACUUGGUGCUGCAGCAACACUGAAGACUUAAUUGUGCAACGCCUUAAGUAUACAGAAACUGGAGAACACAUGUUGGAUUUGUCACCAAAUAAAGAAAAGGCAGCAUGAAUCUGGGGUUUAAACCUGCUCAGAAUAUUCUUGAGUUUUGAGAUUUGACUAUAAAUUCCCUAAUCAACAAGUACUCAGUAAGUUGUGAAAAAAAAAUGAAAAAUGAAACAAUUUUUGUUACUGGCAGCCCAUGUUUGUCCAGAUAAGUCAACUGGUGCCUUUGUGUUCUGCUUGGUUAGCCCCAAAUGAUUGUGCAGUCAAGCCACAGAGUGUGCUACCCACCUAAGCCAGAGCAGGACACUUGCAACUGAAUAGUUAUAAAUGUGAGCUGAACUUUGCCUGGCUGAAGAACCUUUUUGCAGCAGCAUAUGCUCACAUGCUCCAUUGGAUCCAACAACAGCCUGUUCAGCUGGACAAACUAGCAAAAGUCUUCUCCACAGAGAAAGCAUCUCCUGCAGCACCCUCUUUCCCAGCAUGCUCUUCUUCACUCCACUGCCCCUAACUUCAGGAAGUGUCUUAGAAAACACAGAAUAAAGCAGAGUGGGAUCUUGUCCCCACCAACCUUUGGUUCUGAUUGAUGCAUAUACUCCUCCUGCACCAAUGAUAGGUAGAGGCCAGCUGUGUCUCAGUCACCUGCACUUCAGCAAUUUGCAGUGAACAGGCUAAUUCCUCUUUGAGCUCAAUGCACAUCAUUGUAAGAAACUCUUAGUGGAAACUGGUCAGUAACCUGAACUCAUAAAUACUGUCAGAAGAGCAUUGAAAAGCUGCUUUUCUAUCCCUCUAGUCCAAUUGCUGCUAGUUAAUAGGAUUACUGGAUGAAAGGCUUCUACAUUUUGCAAAAGGUCAUGUUGAUCUUAUAGGUUACAUAUACACCUUUUAAAUACAUCAGUACGUUUCAGAAUAACCUCCUGCAUUCUUCUUGUGAUAUAAGUGAUUCUAUUAGGAAUGAAAAAACUUAAAUUUUCCUUACUGAAAUAUUAGUUACCAGGUACAGAUAUAAAAGAUUUGACUGCAAUUUAAUGGUGAAAUUACAAAUUAGCUUUGCAAUCUUAGAGUCUGAUGAAUGUAACCACUGGCUUUUUAUAGGUAGGAGUCUCAACUUUUGCUCAGUUUGCUCUCAGGUAAUGCAUUUGCAUUCUGCACACAGUGAGAGUAAAGCUGUUUUACUAUAAAUAUUUUGCUAGUUUUUAGUACUGACAAUCCUGAACUGCUUGACUGUGAGAGGAGCAGAGAUUUGCUGCUUGAUUUCAGUGGAGUUGCACCAUUUACAAAAGCUGAGCAUUAAUUAGUCUUCAUGAUGAAAUGCAGAGCAGUAGCUUGUAUUUAAAACCUUGCAUGCUCAGCAGAAACUGCUGUUAUGGCUGUUUGAGGUUGAAUAGCUGAAUUUUGGUGACUUAAUAAAAACAUUCUUGUAGCUUA
This is a messenger RNA of Pogoniulus pusillus (Red-fronted tinkerbird), 6171 nucleotides long. It is a transcript of the gene UMODL1, whose product is annotated as uromodulin like 1. Gene Ontology annotation, cellular component: extracellular region; cell surface. Gene Ontology annotation, molecular function: protein binding; peptidase inhibitor activity; calcium ion binding. The transcript is spliced from 22 exons. The record is from RefSeq and is a predicted model, not a curated record. The coding region runs from base 10 to 4212 and encodes 1400 amino acids. Lineage: Eukaryota; Metazoa; Chordata; Aves; Piciformes; Lybiidae.